AUGGAACCGAGACUGGCGCUGCCCAGCUCGCAGCCUCUAAGGAUCUCAGCGCAGUAUCCAGUGGGAUCGUCUUCGGCAGUCCCGUCAUCAUCAUCGGCCGCGGCUCGGCCUCGAGGGUCGCAUGGCGUGUCCAUCGGCCCUACACCAGCCUCGCAUGCCGCCGCAGUGGCGGUGGCGACGCCAGUGCCGCCACCAUCUUCUUCGUCACGACUUCUGCAGGAAAUCGAGGAAACCCGUAAACUCCUUCGCACCUUCCGCGCGUUGAAGGAGCGCGGCGCGAGCCGUGCCGAGCUGGCAGAUCUUCACCUCCGUGUCAAGGCCCUCAAGGCGGCGCAACAGUGCCAGCAACAAAAUUCCGGCGCAUGCAAGGAGGCAACUCUCUCUCUGGCUGCGUCCACGACCACGGACGCGGAAGUAGCUGCCGUAACAGCAGCGGCGCGUCCGUCGUUCGCGUGCUCACCAGGGGCGGCGCCACCAUUGUCGUGCGCGCACCGUCACGCAGGCGUCGCACUCCACGAAGAAGCAGCUGGGUGGACUGCGGGAUCAAGCCACCGUUUGCAUCAACCUCAGCAACGAGGAGUCGAGGAGGCACACAUUGCACAUGGCGACGGACGGCUACCUGAAGGCAGGCAUCAUCAUCGCCAUCACCGUGACCGCCACCAUGACGUCCGUGUGAACCGGGCGGCAUCGCUGUCCAUCUCUCCGAGCCUAUCCACAGCCACAGCACAGGCUUCGACGGCAGUGCGCAACGGCGCCGCUAACGCCGUGGGCAGCGGCAGCGCUGGUGUUGGCAGUGCCGUGGCGCUGCCAACAAGCACGGCAUCGGUGGUGCCCGGAUCCCUUGCGCAGAUCAACUCCAUCGUGUUUGCCAUCGCGCUCGCGGAGGCGCACACGCGACAUGAAAUCUCGCACCGAUGGGAGCGCCGGUGGCUGCGGCACUGGGCGAACUUUAGGGAGGAGCGCAUCGCCAUCGCCCUAAGCCCGCCCACCACAGCGACGGCUGCGCUGUCACGUCCGCAGCUGCAGCCGGAGAGGUGGGCGGAGGUUGCCCCGAUGACGCUACCUCGCGAACGGCAGCAGCAGCACCAGGCGGCGUCGGCUACGACGGCUACUGUGGAGGGGAGCAGCGUUGCGACCGCCACCGCAGCCCGCACCGUCGACGCUUCUCCUGCACCAGUGCCGGGCAAGAGCAUUGGGGAGGCGGUCACAGCUACAACAAGCAGCCCAGCGGUGGCAGACCUUCAAGAGACGUCGUCGCUCUUGGCCGGUCACCGAAGUGGCGACGAGGUGCGCCAUGUCGCUGAAGAACCAGAGGAGACUAUCCCCGACGUGGACGACGCCUCUGUGAAGGACUCGGUGGUGUGGGCAAGGCCUCUUCCACAGUACCAACAGCAUCCGGCAGCAGAGCGAGACUUAGAGGCGAGCGCAUGCGCCACUCCUGACGCGGCUGCCGAAGCGGCGGAAGCCGUGAGGAACGUUGAGGACGAGGAAGUUGCCGCGCGCACGGCGACGGAGAGCGCUGCUGCAGAGGCGCGGAAGCGUAUAAAGCUGGCGGAAGUCCCAGCGCGCCUCAGAGCUGAGGAGGCAUGGAAGGCUGUGCAGUCGCUCAUGGCCGCUGAAGCAGGGGCCCGUGCCACCCUCGAAGGUGACGAGGCCCGCUUGAGGAUCUCGCACGUUGCAGCGGAGCAGAACGGCGCCCGGUGCGCUGCCCUUGCGGCAGCAGAGGCGGAGUCUCGGCGGCGCGUGCAGGAGGAGCGAGUGCGUCAGGAGGCAACCGCGCGAGCAGCAGCGGCCAAGAGAGAGAAGAAGCGAGAGGCUGCUGCGCGUCGUGAGGCCGAGGCGCAACGGCAAGCUGCAGUAGACACCGAAGCUGCGGAGCGGCGUUCUGUGGAGCAGCAGUGGCAGAAAGCCGUCCGUCUCUGCGAGUCACUGCUGUCCGAUCGGAUCAAGGAUGCUGUUGCAGCGGCUCCGCCGUUGGCUCACUCGAAGGGCACACGUGCACCCGAACAGCCACCGCGCGAUGCGCUAGCGAGGAUGGAGGACGCACAAGCAACGGAGAAGUGCGUCGCAGCUUUCGGCGCAGCAGCGGACGCUGUGCUUGGUGAGUGGAUCAGCACGGCAGCGGCGGAGGCCGAGCACGUAGCGUCGGUUGAAGCGGCCAGGCGGAGAAUGAAAGAAGAAGCCGCAGCUCGAGCGAAGGCUGUGGUGCAGGAGAGGGCGUCGGCGGCGGAGGCUGCACGUGCCGCGGUCGCACGGGCCGAAGACGAAGGUAGGGUUGCACUGGCCUCUUCGGAAGAGGCGCUGUGGCAGCGGCUGCAGCUGCAGCACAGAGCUGGCGUUGAGGCGACGCGUCUCGCAGCCCUUGCAGCCGAGGAAAAGGCCGCUCGACACCGUGCCGAGCAGGAGGCAGCUGCGGCCCGUCUGAUGAUGGAGAUGCGUGCGGCCGAAGAAGCAGCGCGCGCCAAGGCCAUCCAGGAGGCCGUGCACUUGCAGGCGGUGCAGCAGGCGACUGCGAUAACCGCUACGCUGUGCUCCGCCGUCGCUGAGCUCUCCAAGAAUCUUGUAGACGGCUGUCUAGCCGAGGCAGCGCAGCAGGUAUCCGAACAAGUAAAAGCGGCCGCUGUGGUGGCGUUGGAGAUGCAACGGCGCGAGAGGGUCGAAGGCGCAGAGGCGUCGGCGCGAGAUGACACGUGCGGCGACGCGCUUGACGAGCUGACGCGACUGCGCGAGGAGGAGGCAGCCGCAGAGGUCCACAAGCGCAUUGAGGUCGAAGAUGUGGCUGCCGCGGAGGAACAGCAGCAGCAGCAGCAGCAGCAGCAGCAGCAGCGUGUGCAAGCGGCUGCGCAGUAUUUUGGGAUUUCCGAGUUGAGUGAAGCUCUGCUGCUCGAAUUCCUGCACGAUGCUGCCGCCGGGGCGGUGGCGGCACGCGCGGCGGCCGUCGCGAACGAUCGUCCUGCCGAGGCGUCACAGCCGGUUGCCCUACCAGAAGGGGAAGCGGGAGCCGCGAGUGCCUUCACGGAGGACGGUCAGCACCACCACCCGUCUGCCGAUGACGCCGCUGAAGAGUCGGACGCUCGCGCAGAAAAGAGGACGGGGGACGGCGUUGACAGCCUUGACAACCCUGACAAGGCUAACGUAGAUACAUCAGCACCGGGGGCCGUGGCCGCGACACCAUCACUCUCUCUCUCGCCGUCGUCCUCUGCCGACCCGCCGUCGUUCUUCGGGAAAUCCGUCUCUGGGGAUGCGGCUCCGAGUGCUGUCACAACUGGCGUGCCGCAAGCCCGUGCGGCCGAGGGCGUAGGGCUGCUGUCGCCCACCGCUUUCGUGCACGUCGUCGAUGGCAUCCUCUCUGACGUUCUCAGCGAUGCAGCCAUGGGGGCGCAGACGGGCCGUGCUGAUGCUGUCGGCGUAAUCAGCGAGGAUAUAGCGAGCCCAACCCGCGCAGGGCAGCGGGCGAGGGAGCACCGUAAGUCCCAGCCCAACCGCUCCGACGUGUCCUUCGAGUCAAUUGGCAAUGGCAGCUCGCACUCCACCUUGGGGUGCUCCCCACCGGGGAAACUGCAGUCGAAGCCCCUGGAGCUACCGCUCGCCAUCGUGGCCUGUGAUGCUGCAGGCGGCCGUGAGCCACAAGCGCAGUACGCGGGGGGCGAGCCCAACGACUGUGCGAAGGCCGACGCGGUUGUUGGCGGGGCCGGCAACGUCACAGCGUCCCUGGCUGAGGUCACAGACGUGGACAAGUGCACCCCACACCGGCGCAUCGUCUCGCCCCUGUUGAUACCAUCAAUGGACAUCGCCAUCGCGAGCAUGUCCUCCACUUCGACAGCUUCCGUAACGGACGGAAGAGGAGGAGGCUGCGCUCACGGGGCCGACGACGACGACGCGGCCUGCAGCUCCCUCACCGCCCCCGGGGCGCCACGCCCGCUCAAUCUGCUGCAGCACAACGUUUUGUCUCCGCUGCUGUGCCAGCAGCACGGCGGCGUCCACGACGACAGCGGCGAGGCGAGCACGCCUGCCGGCAGUGACGAUACGGCGGGCGCUACGACGGCCGCUGAAGUGGCCGAUCAGCCCUCGUUAUCGAAGAAUAGCCGAGCAAGACCGCAGACUCCAGAGCGCACCAGGACGGGCGACCACGACGCCACCUCCGGCGCAGAGGGGAUGCGGUCCGCGGUGGUCACCAUGGGCCACCGCGUCAUGGGAAUCGAAGAGGACUUGCGCGCUUUUCAGCUGGACGCACCGCUGCCGCCACAUAACGUAGCCGAGCAGUGCGCUGGAGCGCGUAUCGCUGCCGAGGAUUUACUCACGGCAGACGCCGUGGCGGCGGUGGCAGACGCUCUGGUGCAGCGCUCGGUUCACGACGCGUCUCUUCUCUUCCACUCUCGGGGACAGUCGACAGCGCUGAGCACCGACAGCGAUCGCCAGGAGUCUCACGACGCCGUCAAGGUCCGCCACGCACCGGCGCCACCGCUCCUCUUUACCAGCGCUCAGAACCACGAGCAGAGCACGGCGGAGGGCAAGAGCAGUAUCAGUGGCAGCGGUGGUGGCACGUCCUCGUCCGCUUGCGCCGGGGAUGUCGAGGCACAUGCGGAGAAGAGGGUCAGCAUCGCGGAGAUGGGCUCAGGCUUCACGAGUGGCGACGCUCGGGAGGCCACCCUGCGUGUUACUCGGUCAUUGUCGCCGGCCGCUGCCGCGGUGGCCGUGGAAGGCAUCGCUGGCUCGCAUGCGCCGCUCGCAAGCCUGUCGGCCCUCGUCUCCGCCGUGGCGGCACCGAAUGACUUUGUGGCUCGGCUGCGGAAGCAAGAAGCAGAGAAGAAAGUGGCGGCGCAUCAACAAAACCGCUACCUCACCAGUCGCGAGCUGGCGCUCGUCGCGGCGCGUUACUUGACGUCGGAAGCGGCCGCAGCGCAUGUGAUGGAGGUUGGCCCCACCACCACGCUCUCGGCUCGUGCCGUGGCGCUUGUUCUGUCGGUGGGGCUCGUGCGUGCCGUCACGCUGGAGAAUCGACGCGCGCGCCGCCGCAUGGGGAAGGCGGAGAAGGGAGACGGGAGCAGUUCCAGGGGCGAUGGCAGCAGAGCGGGUGGCGGGGUGCUCGUGGGAGAGAAUGGGUCGCGGAAGCUGGCCCCGGGCAGUGGAGCUGCCUCAGCGAUGAUGGACAGCCCGAACGCGCGGUUCCCGUCGCUGGGCAGCGGUGGCGAUGGCGUCGGAUUUCCGACGGGCACCAUCGGCGAGGCAGGCGCGGCAGGGGACAAGGAGGGCGUCGAUGUUCCACUCGCGUCACCAACCGCACGUCGCCGCAGCGGCGGCGGCGACUCGAGCGUGUCUGAACCUACCGCCUCAAGCGCUGUGGGCGAUGUUGCGCACGCGAGCAGGGACGGGAAGGAUACGGACAUGAGUGGCGGCCCCAUGGGUCUGGGGUCCCGGCCCCUGUCACUGCUGUCGUCGCCGUCGCUCGGGUUCGCCCCUCAGCCGACGGGUGGCGAUGGCGUCAAAGGCGAGCUCGCAGCGAAUCCAGCGCAGCAGCAGGCUGGGGUGCGCGACAAGCUGCCAGCGGACUGGAUCACCGCGCUGCGCGGCGUGGCCGAGCGGGUCGCGCGCGACUUCAUCGACUACGCCUCCCGCCGCGUGCUGCUCGGCAAAGGUGAGGGCCAGUCGAACCAAGAUCAACUGCGCACUGCGCGACGCAUCCACAGCGACGCCCUCGCGCGCGUCGAUGUGCAGGCGCUCUUCACGCAAGAGCUGCAGCCGCGCGAUGUGGCACGGCUGACCUCCUACUACGUCGAGCUAGCGGUCAACGGACCGCGUGACCGCGUCGACCCGCUCUGCGCCCCUGCCGCGCUUGGCGAGCACAACAUCUUUGGUCACCGCCGCAACGGGCGAAACGAAGAUGUCGCCGGCUUCGACAACCUCGACGCAGCGUCAACGACCGCGUUCGCGCCGCCGAUGCAGCCCCGGUCCCUCUUCGCCUCCCCUCACCUCCUCCCAAUGCGGAAAGACAGCCUGCUGUCAGCAGCCACAUCCAGUCAUGUGCGCCGCGCCGGACUGCUGCAUCUGGUGCUGGAGCAGUGCGUGUCGAACGUGCUGCAAGACCUGGUCGGGGACACGGUGGGCUGGCUCUGGACCGCCUGCCUGCAAGCAGCACCGCCGGGAGCCGCACCGAAUGGCACGCUGUAG
Molecule: messenger RNA, 6168 nt
Organism: Leishmania mexicana MHOM/GT/2001/U1103
Lineage: Eukaryota; Euglenozoa; Kinetoplastea; Trypanosomatida; Trypanosomatidae
Product: kinetoplast-associated protein-like protein
Exons: 1
Coding region: 1-6168 (2055 amino acids)
Source: RefSeq, a predicted model, not a curated record